GGCGAGGACAGUCCGCGACACGCGGCGGAAUAUAUGAGUAAAGCUGCAAGACUGUUGGUGAAACUCCAGAUGUAUGACGAGGCGGCGGACGCAAUACGUCGCGAAAUUGGCAUGUAUCAGGAUAUCAAAUAUUAUCAGUCACUUGGAAGGCUCACUGUGGCAUUGGUAUUGGUGCAAUUGGCGCGAGGUGAUCAAGUUGCGGCCGAGAAGGCCUUCAAAGAAUGGGGUAACUUCUGCGAGGCCCCCGAAGUGCAAACGUUGGAGAUACUGCUGCAGGCAUAUGAUAACGAGGACGCAGAUGCAGCUCGGGCGGCCCUUAAUAGUCCCUUUAUCAAGCACAUGGACGUGGAAUACGCCAAGCUAGCACGAGGUUUACCUUUACCACAACAGGAAUACGCUAUCCCGCCUGCUGGUGUAAGAGCCAACGCCGCGGAAUCCUAUGUUUCUCCCAAUGCGUCCAAGGUCACUGGACAGGCUACCGUCGAAGCGGAAGUUAACCACACGAAGAACGAAGUCAGUGAAACUAGCCAAUCAACAGAAAAGAUGGUUGAGAAGAAGUCGGAAGUUGCACCACCGCCGAAACCGACACAGAAGCGGGAAGAAGAUGACUACGAGGAAGGCCUAUGCUAAUCAUCUUUACAUGUAAAAAAAACCCUGCUAUAUUGCUUAUAAACUUUUAACCAUGUAACGCUUGCAUGUAUAUUGAGCGUUUCGUCGAAAGCACAUUAUUCGCUUCAAAAGAAUUUAUCUUUCAGCUUAA
This is a messenger RNA of Temnothorax curvispinosus, 760 nucleotides long. Its product is annotated as gamma-soluble NSF attachment protein-like. The annotation marks the transcript as partial. The record is from RefSeq and is a predicted model, not a curated record. Gene Ontology annotation, biological process: intracellular protein transport. Gene Ontology annotation, cellular component: vacuolar membrane; SNARE complex. The transcript is spliced from 3 exons. Gene Ontology annotation, molecular function: soluble NSF attachment protein activity; syntaxin binding. NCBI's taxonomy places the organism in Eukaryota, Metazoa, Arthropoda, Insecta, Hymenoptera, Formicidae.